GAAGGCACGGAGGGUGGGGGGGACGACGACGAGGAGGAGGCCUGAGUGCGCGAGGCGCAGUGACGGAAGGAGCGGGGGGCAAAUGGCGGAGAGAUGGUCCAGGGCCCUGUUGAGAGAGCAGCCGCAGUAGUCGCACUCGUCCCGGCGCGCGGGCGGAGGAGGAGGCGGCGGCGCCGGAGGAGGCGGCGCCGGCGCUGCUGACGACCUCGGGGUGGGGGGGGGGGGAAAGGGAGAGGAAGAAGCCGGGGGCGUCGCCCGACUGAGCGGGGAGGAAAAGAAGAAGAAGCAGCGGAGCCGCUCAGUCAGCGAGCCAGAGCGACGGUUGGGCGACAGUUGGGGAUUCGAAGAGUGACGUGGGCGCGCGAGACCGGGGAGUCGCUCCCCUCCACCUAUCCCGGCGGCUGUGCUUUCCCCUCUUCCUCGCUCGCGCGCCCGCUCCCCUCCCUGGGCCUGGCUGAGAGAAUAUGAAAGAGGCGUCAAAAUGACAUCCAGAUUUGGAAAGACAUAUAGCAGGAAAGGGGGUAAUGGCAGUUCAAAAUUUGAUGAAGUUUUUUCCAACAAACGGACCACUCUUAGUACAAAAUGGGGAGAAACUACCUUUAUGGCCAAGCUAGGACAGAAGAGGCCCAACAUCAAGGCAGACAUUUCUGAAAUUCCUAAAAAACCCAAAGUAGAAGAAGAAGCAAUAGAAGAUCCAUUUGGAUUUGACAGUGAUGAGGAAUCUCUGCCAGUAUCUUCAAAGAAUGUGUCACAAGCUAAAAGUUCCUGUCAGAUGGAAUCCAUUGAAACUUCUCAGUCUGGAGACAUGUCUUCUGUACUUGAAUCUAACAGCAAAAUUAGUCAGUCAAUCAGUGAAGAUACUUUGUCCAACAGAUGUGUAACUUUCGAUAAUGCUGCACAUGGAGUAAAAGAGAAGACCUCUAACAGAAGUAUGGAGGAGGAUGACAUCAAAAGCAGCAAUGCUACAAUUGUCAUGGCAGACAAAGUACAGAAUUUCAAUGAGGAUAAUGAGAACAGUCACUUCAUCCAUAAGAAUGCUGAAGACAAUAAUCCUCACACAGCAGAAAUCUCUGGGUACAGCAUUGAGAUCAAGGAUGCUCAUGAUUCUUGGGACUCCCACAUUGGGAAGAAAGACUCUUUAGCAGAAGUGUCACAUACAAAAGGAUCCUUAAUAACUGGCUUGUAUGAAUGGGAAGAUGAGAAUGAGGACACCCGAAGAGGCGAAUAUCUGUUAGGUUUUGAUAAUGAACCGAUUUCAGAGAUAAAAAUCAAGGAUGAUGAUCUAGUCAAAGAAGACGUUGAAAGUCCAAGGGAAGCUAUUAGUGAAGAACUGAUGCAAACCGUUCUCAGGCCAAGCAAUUGUCGGACAUAUUGUAGAUCCAACAAAACAAAAUCACAGUGGGCAACAAGUUUUGAAAAUGCUGUUCAACCUCUUGCCAAAGCAAACAGUGACUCAAAUACUGAUGGUCCGAACCCAGUAAGAAAAGUUGCUUUAAGUAGUGGGACCAGUUUUAGAGGACGGACUAGAGACUACACUGUUCUCCAUCCAUCAUGCUUAUCGGUAUGUAAUGUUACUAUUCAAGAUACUAUGGAGCGUAUUGAUGAAUUUGCUCCAGCUGCACCUACUGAUCUGGGAGAAGCAGGACGUCUUAGAAAGAAAGCUGACAUGGCUACAACCAAGACUACGACCAGAUUUCGACCUAGCAAUACCAAAUCCAAAAAAGAUGUGAAAUUGGAGUUCUUUGGGUUUGAUGACAACGAUGAAGGAGGGGAUGGUGAAGGAGGCUCUAGAACAUCUGGAAGCUCAAACUAUAAAAUUAAAUACUUUGGUUUUGAUGACUUGAGUGAAAGUGAGGAUGAUGAUGAAGACCGUCUGUUUGAAAGAAAAGCUAAUAAGAAAAGAAGCAGAAUUGCACCAUCUUCGACCUUACUUCAGUCCAGUUCCGAUGGCAGUGAAAACUAUUCACAGGACAGCCAGUCAAGCGCUAAUCCAGAACUGCUGGAUUUUGCAGAAGAUUCAUCUAGUGUUCCUGAAAGCAAUAAGAAAUCCACAAACCCCCAAGGUGAUAAAUCUAAGGAAAACACCCGAAAAAUAUUUAGUGGACCAAAGAGGUCGCCAACAAAAGCGGUAUACAAUGCUAGACAUUGGAACCAGCCGGAAUCUGAGGCUCUUCCAGCAGGACAAGUGGUGAAGAAUCCAAGUGUCCCAGUAAGGCUGUCUUCAAAGGAGGCAGUUCAUAAAGAUGAUGGUGUGUUUAAAGCUCCUGCACCACCUCCCAAAGUGAUAAAAACGGUGACGUUACCUACUCAGCCCUAUCAGGAGAUAGUAACUGCCUUGAAAUGUAGGAAAGAAGACAAAGAACUAUACACUGUUGUUCAACACGUCAAGCACUUCAAUGAUGUAGUGGAAUUUGGCGAAAAUCAAGAGUUCACAGAUGAUAUUGAAUACUUGUUAAGUGGACUGAAGAGCAAUCAGCCCCUAAACACACGUUGCCUUAGUGUUAUCAGCCUGGCGACCAAGUGCGCCAUGCCCAGUUUCCGAAUGCAUUUGAGAGCACAUGGAAUGGUAGCUAUGGUCUUCAAAACACUGGAUGACUCACAGCAUCACCAGAACCUUUCGCUUUGUACAGCAGCUUUAAUGUAUAUCUUGAGCAGAGAUCGCUUGAACAUGGACUUAGAUAGAGCCAGCUUAGAUUUAAUGAUUCGGCUUUUGGAGCUAGAGCAAGACUCUUCUUCAAAGUUGCUCAAUGAAAAAGAUAUGAACAAGAUCAAGGAGAAAAUCCGAAGACUCUGUGAAACUGUUCACAAUAAACACCUUGAUCUGGAAAAUAUAACGACAGGGCAUUUGGCAAUGGAGACUUUGCUCUCUCUCACGUCAAAGCGGGCAGGGGACUGGUUUAAAGAAGAGUUGCGGCUCCUCGGCGGUCUUGAUCAUAUUGUAGAUAAAGUUAAAGAAUGUGUGGAUCACUUAAGCAGUGAUGAAAAUGAAGAGAAAUUGGUUGCUUCAUUAUGGGGAGCAGAAAGAUGUUUACGGGUUUUAGAAAGCGUAACAGUUAAUAAUCCAGAGAAUCAAAGUUACUUGAUAGCAUAUAAGGAUUCACAGCUCAUAGUCUCCUCAGCCAAAGCACUGCAGCAUUGCGAGGAACUGAUCCAGAGAUACAACCGUGCUGAAGACACCAUCUUUUUGCCAGACAGUAAGCCCCUGCCUCACCAGAAUGUAACAAACCAUGUGGGUAAGGCAGUGGAAGACUGUAUGAGAGCCAUCAUUGGCGUCUUACUCAAUUUAACAAAUGAUAAUGAGUGGGGUAGCACUAAGACAGGCGAGCAAGACGGUCUUAUCAGCACAGCUCUGAAUUGUGUGCUUCAGGUUCCAAAGUUCCUACCUCAAGAGCAGAGAUUCGAUAUUCGGGUUCUGGGUUUGGGUCUCCUGAUCAAUCUGGUAGAGUACAGUGCACGAAAUCGACACUGUCUUGUGAAUAUGGAGACGUCGUGUUCGUUUGAUUCCUUUUCCUUGGGAGAAGCCAAUGAUAGCUUAAAUUCCUCUGAACAAAUGGCUGCUGUUCAAGCUCUAGUACAGUUGUUUCUUGAGCGCGAACGAGCUGCUCAGUUGGCAGAGAGUAAAACAGACGAGCUGAUUAAAGAAGCUCCCACUGCACAACAUGACAAGAGCGGGGAGUGGCAGGAGACAAGCGGAGAGAUCCAGUGGGUGUCUGCAGAAAAGCCAGAGAAUGCAGAGGAGAAGGAUAAGAAGGAAGAAGAUGAAGAAGAACUUGAUCUCAAUAAAGCUCUGCAGCAUGCUGGGAAGCACAUGGAAGACUGCAUUGUGGCCUCGUAUACAGCAUUGCUUCUGGGCUGCCUCUGCCAGGAGAGUCCAAUCAAUGUCACUACUGUGAGGACAUAUUUACCUGAAGGGGACUUCUCAAUCAUGACGGAAAUGCUCAAAAAGUUCCUCAGUUUCAUGAACCUUAUUUGUGCUGUUGGAACGACAGGCCAGAAGUGUAUCUCUAGGGUGAUAGAGUACUUGGAACACUGCUAGAUACUCCAGUUUGGCGACAGGCACUCGGAUGCUGGAGCUACUCUUUAGAGAAAAGAAGUCAUGCAAAGAGAGUCUCGACGAUGCACCAAGAGCAUUCACUGAUCUCUUUUUGUGUUUGGAUUUUUAAGGCGACCUGGUCUCUUAACCACACAAACUCAGCAUUUUCAGAAAAGACAGUUACCACAUCAAUCUGCAACUAUCAAAAAUGAGGAGAGGGGGAAAAAAAUACCGAAGAAAGCAAAUCAGGAUUUCACGAUGUUCAUAAUAAUGCAGUGCAGUAUUUAAAUAUAUUUGGCAGGGUUUUCUCUCCCUAUUAUUUUUUUUCCGGCUUUGUUUGUGACAACUUUAAAGGGGAAGAACUUGCUGCUGGUAGUGCAACUGCUGUUUACUGUUGAGCCACUGUUUUUUCAUGCCAGCCAGGUGCAAAGGCAGCUUUAGCUACUGAGGUAUCAAAAAAUAUGUUCUAAUAAACAUGCUCUGGGCAGCAGCAUUGCUCGAUUUGAGUUUAAUUUGCUCUUGCUUUUUACAGAGAAUUAUUCCAAAAUCAUAAAAAAAAGAAAAUUUUUAAAUACUUUUUUGUGAUUUUAACUACUGUCUAUAUUUAAAAAAAAAUGUGUUGGAAUCCAAAGAGGUUGAGGCUUGGAUAGUUUAUUUUUUAUACUGUUUUGAUUGAAAAUUGGGUUGUUGGAAACUACUUCUCAGUUUUUGAAAUUGUCGUGGCCUACGUACUGUAAACUAAUAGACCAUAACACUUCAUAGCUGGAAGAAGCAUGCAGGAAAAAAAACAAAACCCCCUCCCAGCUGGCGGCUGUGUCUAUUUUUUUAAAAAUGCAGUAACCGCAAAACUUGCCCUGUUAAAAGGACAGUCUGAAGCAACACUCAGUGCCAGGGCAGUUUACGCUGUGUAGUAAGCAAAAACUUUUAAAAUGCUGUCUUGAUUUGUUUCAAGGAAGAAACGUGGAUUAUUAUAUUAUAAGGAGAAAUGUGGAGCUAAAACACCAAUGGGGAUUAAUGUUUCCAGUAGACCUCUUUCUUCUUUAGUAUCGCGCAGGUAAAUUCAUACAAUACAAAGCCUUAAAUAGCUGAAUAUAGCGAAGAUUUUGUUCAGUGUGGGGGUCGUUCACAGCAAAGGAUUGUGUCAGGAAUUUGGUUGAAACUAAACAAACGAAACAAAAAAGAAUCCCUGCAAAGUACCAUUUUUGUUUUAAGACGUUUUGAACAUUUGUGACUUCUCUUGCACUCAUUGUUUUGAUUGACAGCAUUGCUCAUGACUUUUAUUAAGCUGGUCUUGAAUAUUCACAAAACUACUUCGUAGAACAUUUGUGUCGCAGACACUUUUCACAUUUACCUGUGUAGGUAGUUGCAUCAUGUUACUUCAUUGAAUUUGUAAAACUUGAAGCCAUAAGAAAAAAAAAAAAGAUAUUAUUUCUGUGUAUAAUGAGAGGUGGGAGAAAUAACAGAAAAUCUAACCUGCUUUUUAGAUCUUGUGUUCUCUCCAUGUAUAAAGUUACAAACUUGUGCUUUUGUAUCAGUGCCAGCUGUAAAUUUUUUUACAUACAGUGGCUGCCUUCUAUGUCUUCCUAUUUUUGAUAAUGCAGAUUGUGGGGAAUUCUGUAAGGAAGUAACUUGAUUGGAAGCAAAAAUUCUAUAUUGGUCCUGCUUUCCCCCCCAUUGCUUUUCCCUCAUCACCUUCGAGAAUUUUUUUAAAAAACCCCUAAAGUUAGCAUACCAGUGUAACUUAGAAAAGAUGCUGAGGCCAUGUUUGCCCUUGAAAGGAAGACCUUCCACAUGAGAGGAAGAGCAAAGCUGUACUUGUAAAUUAUUUUUUGAGAUGCAACGCAGGAUUUACUUGGAUAUAUUUUUGCCAUUUAGUCUUAACAAUUUAGAGCAGUGGAUUUUUUCAUUUUUAGUUGGGUUUCAUAUAGAUUUGUUAGGCUUGUUUUGUUUGUGUGUGCAAUGGCAAAGGAUGAUUAAAAGUAGCUGCAAUGAGGGAUGUGGGAAAUCAGGAACCACACUUCUCUGUUACACUGGUUAAUGAUCUGAAUGCGAAUUGAAUACCCUCUUGUGUUGAACAGCUUUUAAUUAGCAAGCACUGAAACAUACAGACUUUUUUUUCAUUCUGUUUUUAAGGGGGCUGGGGGGAGACACCAACCGGCAAGCUGCAGUGUGUUUCUUCAUUAAAACCCUCAUCUAAUUCUGUAUUAAAAGGGGUACUUGAGGCCAACCUUCAAAUUUAAAAGUUUUAAAGUAACUUUUUUUCCACUGUAAAUAUAUGUAAAUAAGCGCAAUUGGAAACUAGAACAGUAGAGUACUUUUCUGAAUCCAAUCCUAUUUUUAUUUUAUACAGUAUUUCUCAGCUGUGAUCUUUGGAGCAAAAGCCAACGGCAGGAAUAAUAGUUUGUACCAGUUUCAUGAAGUAUGUCUUUUGGUUUUUGUAAAUAAUUUUAACUCGAAUAAAAAUUGCUACUUUCAAUACAUAA
Heteronotia binoei (common prickly gecko) is the source of this 6516-nucleotide messenger RNA. It is a transcript of the gene WAPL, whose product is annotated as WAPL cohesin release factor. The transcript is spliced from 19 exons. Gene Ontology annotation, biological process: regulation of chromosome condensation. The coding region runs from base 482 to 4036 and encodes 1184 amino acids. Lineage: Eukaryota; Metazoa; Chordata; Lepidosauria; Squamata; Gekkonidae. The record is from RefSeq and is a predicted model, not a curated record.